This is a messenger RNA of Drosophila novamexicana, 4703 nucleotides long. RefSeq names its product myb-like protein I (gene pdm3). Lineage: Eukaryota; Metazoa; Arthropoda; Insecta; Diptera; Drosophilidae. Gene Ontology annotation, biological process: regulation of transcription by RNA polymerase II. The transcript has 11 exons. Gene Ontology annotation, molecular function: RNA polymerase II cis-regulatory region sequence-specific DNA binding; DNA-binding transcription factor activity, RNA polymerase II-specific. The record is from RefSeq and is a predicted model, not a curated record. Bases 1 to 3867 code for a protein of 1288 amino acids.
AUGGCCGAGGGCUGCGAGGACUCUGCCGGCGCCGCUGAAUCCACCACGUCACAGUAUAAGCUCGACAAGAUGCUGGGUACGGUGCUGCCCUGCGAGGCGGCUAUUGUAGCGACGCCCGGCAGCAGCAGCAGCAACAACAAUAACAACAAUAACAGCAGCAGCAACAGCAACAACAACGGCAGCAGCAACAACACUGCCAGCAACAUUGUAAAGCGAGAGUUUUGCGAUGGCAGCAUCAUGCCAGGUGCUAGUGUCAACAACAACAACAGCGCCGUCAGCAACAAUAACAACAACAACAACAAUACCAAAAUGCAAGCAUUGAUAUGCAGCAGCAGCAGCAACAACAAUAUUAACAGUAGCAACAAUAACAACAACAGCAAUGCCAACAGCAGCAGCAGCUCAUCAUCAUCCUCCUCCUCCAGCUCAUCCAGCUCGUCCAGCUCGUCAGCCAGCACUUUGACCAGCUGUACCACCGCGGCCGUAGUGCCCUCCAAUUGCUCCACAAAUGCCAACAAGUCGCCCGGUUCGCCCUACUCCCAAAGCGGCACGAUCGGCAUCGGCGUCGCCCUCGCCAGCCCCCUGCGCGAGGCCAGCCCGCUGCUCAGCCGCUGCUCGCCAGCGGCCGCUGCGGCGCAGUCACCAUGUGGCGGUGCCACGCCCGCUUCGCCGCCAUCUGUCUCCUCCAACAGCUCGUCGCAUGUGCUGGCGCUCAACAUCAAAACCGAGUCGGACUACGACAAGGAGAUCAGCUGCCACAAGAUACAUUCGCCCAGCAGCAGCAGCAGCCACGCCCACCACCCCUUGCAUCACCAGCACCACCAGCAGCAACAUCAUCAGCAGCAGCAGCAGCACAUAGCGCACCACCACCACAACCACAACAACAACAACGAAGAUGACAUGGAGCCGACGCUGCUCUCGCCCGCACACUCCACCCACUCAGCCUACGACUCCAAGGAGCAUGUCAAGGAGCUGGAGUUCUAUAAGAAUCUCGCGGCCAAGGCUGCCUCGCUGGCCAACCACCAGCGCGAUACGAACUCUGCCUCGCCCCUGCCCAUGCAAAUCGAUGCGGAUGAGGACGAAGCGGAGGAUCAGACUGCCGAGGCGUUGCGUCUGCGAUGCGAGGAGCAAGCCCAGGCCAAGGCAUUUGCGGCACAUCUCAAUGGAACUAUGCAAGACAUGAUAAAUUUGCAAAAAUUACAAAAUUUGGCCACACUACAACAACAACAACAUCAGCAACAGCAACAGCAACAGCAGCAGCAUCAGCAGCAGCAACAACAUCCGCAUUCACAUCAUUCCCAUCAUCAUCCCGCCACGGCUGCCGCACUGGCAAGUCUUCAGGGCUUAGCCGCCUCCGUGUUCAACUCACCAUUGAAUCUGAGCGUUGGCGCAGAGGCUGUUACAGCAACAACAACAGCAGCAGCAGCAGCAGCAGCAGGUGGAGUCACAUCCACCUGCCACAACGGGAACAAGCACAAGACGUCAAAGGGCAACAACAACAACAGCAGCAACAGCAGCGCAGCCGGCAACUCCUCCAGCCAGCAGCCGCAGGAUAAUCCCAGCAGCAGCAGCUCACCGCAUGCCCAUGCCCAUUCCCUCAACGCGACGACGCUGGCCAAUGUGUUGGCUGCAGCGACCGCAUCGCCACCGCCAGCGCUCCAAGCGCCGCCGGCGAGCGCGCAGAUGCCGCAACUGAUACUCGCCUCCGGGCAGCUGGUGCAGGGUGUCCAGGGUGCUCAGCUACUCAUACCUACAGCUCAAGGCAUUGCUGUGCAGACCAUUCUUACCAUUCCGGUGAGCCCACAGAUUCCCACCAGCGAACAGUUUCUACCCAACGCAUUCGGAGCUUUUGCCAGCUAUCAGCAGCAACAGCAGCAGCAGCAGCAACAACAACAACAACACCAACAGCAGCAACAGCAACGCGAACAACAACGCGAACUUUUGGCUCCACCGCUGGCUGCGUUACAGCAUGGGCCAGCCUUGCCGCAAUUGGCGCAGACACCGACGAAUUUACUGAAGCCUAAUCUCUUUUCCACGGGCGUACAGCAGUUGCUGACAGCGCUUCAUCCGGAGCUAUUUGCAGCCGCUGCCGCCAAUCACCAGCAGCAGCAGCGCGAACGGGAACGCGAGCAGCAGCAGCAACAAUUGGCGGCAGCAGCAGCCGCCGCAGCGGCGGCGAGUCACUUGCCACAUGCCCACCUGGCCGCUGAUAUGCGUCGCUCUGCGGAGCGAACACCGCCUUCUGGCUCACCCACUGUGGGAAGUCCGGCGCUGCCGACGAAACAACCACCACCACCGCCACCGCCGGCUGCGGCGUUCUUGCUGCAACAGCAGCUGCACAUCAAGCCGGAGACGCAAACGCACCUGCAUCAUCAUCUGCACGGCACGACGACGGCAGCGUCAGCUGCACAUCCACAGAUUAGCUUGAGGCAUCCGGAUGAACUGACGGCUCCGCAGCUGGAACUGAAGCCGCUGGAGCUGAACAGCAGCAGCAGCGUCUCGCCGCCCGCGUUGCCGCCUUCGGCUGCCCUGGCGCGACAUCAUUUUGGGCACAAUUUGCGCAGUGCGGCAGGCUCUUCGCCCAAGCACAGUCCAGGACGCGGCUCCUCCGGGGCAACAGGCAUGAAUCUCAGCCAGCACCAUGACCGGCUCGAACGACGUUCGCACACGCCCACUGCGACGGCCACGAGAACAAGCUCUGGCCUAAGCACAUCCAGCGCUGCGUCGGUGCAUCAUUUGCCGCAUGAGCGAGGAACUGGCAACAUGCUCAGUGGACGCCUGACGCCCACUGUGUCUACUCCAACCGCUAUGGGCAGCAGCAGCAAUGAAAGAGGCUACUCAUCUCCACUGUUCCGCUCACACUCGCCGCCCGUGCACGCCUUGAACAUGGGCAGCUCGCCGCGACUGGAGCGCGACUAUCUGGGCAAUGGACCAAGUUUGAGCGGCGGCUCCAGCGGAGCCUCAGCCGCGGCCACCAACUGCACAGCGACGGCAACGGCGUCCAGCUCCACGGGCAGCGUACUUAGCAGCAUCAAUAGACUAAACGCCUCCAACGGCGAGCUAACCAUCACCAAAUCUUUGGGCCCGCCGACGGCUACAGCCACGCGUGCCUUAUCCGCCUCACCGCGUGACGAUUCACCCUUGCCAGGGCCAUCCACAUCAGGGGUUUCACUAAUGCAGCCUUUGAAGCUGAGCCCCUCAUCGCGCAGCGAGCCGCCACAUCUGUCGCCCAAUGGGAACGAUAAUGACAACGACCUGCUUAUGGAUUCACCGAAUGAACCCACCAUCAACCAGGCCACCACCAAUGUGGUCGAUGGCAUUGACCUGGAUGAGAUCAAGGAGUUCGCCAAGGCAUUCAAGCUGAGGCGCCUCUCGCUGGGCCUCACCCAGACCCAGGUUGGACAGGCUCUUUCGGUAACCGAGGGACCCGCGUACAGCCAGAGUGCCAUUUGCAGCAGUGCACUCGCUGCGCAGAUGUAUGCCGCUCAACUGUCGACGCAACAACAGAACAUGUUCGAGAAACUCGACAUCACACCAAAGAGUGCACAGAAAAUCAAGCCCGUCUUGGAGCGCUGGAUGAAGGAGGCCGAAGAGAGUCACUGGAAUCGCUACAAGUCCGGCCAGAACCAUCUGACAGACUACAUUGGCGUGGAGCCCUCGAAGAAGCGCAAGCGUCGCACCUCGUUCACACCUCAGGCACUGGAGCUGUUGAACGCGCACUUUGAGCGCAAUACGCAUCCAUCGGGCACCGAAAUAACUGGCCUGGCCCAUCAGCUGGGCUACGAGCGCGAAGUGAUUCGCAUCUGGUUCUGCAACAAGCGGCAGGCCUUGAAGAACACUGUGCGCAUGAUGUCCAAGGGCAUGGUCUAGUAGGGCGUGUACAUAUAGAGGCCUGCUAUAUACUGUAUAUAGUUUGUGUGUAUUUUGUGAUAGUUUUAAACACUUAGCGUUUAGUUUUUAGGCCAUGUAAAGUAAAAGCUGUGUCAUAGCAUUUACAAUAAAUGUCAGCAUAUGUCAACCGCCCCCUUCCCCACACUUCGCCACAGUCAACAAAAUUAAAUACAACCAUGUACUAUUUAUGACUAACAUUAUGGACUAACAUUUAUCAUAUCCCAAAUAGCCUAAAAGUAGGCUUACGUCUAAAGUCUACAGGCGCAAACCUUUGCGGAUUUUAGGGCCUAUUUUAUGAUAUUGAUGUGCCAUUCCAAAAAUUAAAAUACAAAAAAAAACAAAAAAAACAAAAAUAUAUAUAUAUAUAUAAAUGGGAUAGUAUAUGUAUAACAAAUUCACAACUAGAGAUUUACAUUUAUCAAUUUGUAUGGCUAAGCGCAAAACCAAAAUGAAAAAAAAGAAAGAAAAAGAAGAAGCAUAAUGACACAAGUAAACAAAUUCUUUAUAAAACGUAAGCUAUUUGAUUUAAAAAAUAAUUGCAUUUAAUGCGUUGGCUAUAUUGAUAUAACGUGUAUACUAAAGUGUAUUUUAUUUAAACAAUUUAUAAGCAAAUUAUAAACUCUAGCAAUUAACGAUUCUCAUUUGGCCAUCAAAACCCUCUAGCCCAUAAACAAACAACCCACUAAAAUGUAUGGCAGCGCACUAAAAAUCUAGAAUAAGCAAAUUUAUGUAGCAAUUGUCGAAGGCCCAGAACAAAAAACUUAAUACAAGAACAAACGUAUUUCGAUUGCAAAAUUCAAAUGGUACACAAGAAC